This is a messenger RNA of Enhydra lutris kenyoni (northern sea otter), 1205 nucleotides long. RefSeq names its product contactin-associated protein-like 3. NCBI's taxonomy places the organism in Eukaryota, Metazoa, Chordata, Mammalia, Carnivora, Mustelidae. The record is from RefSeq and is a predicted model, not a curated record. The transcript has 7 exons. The annotation marks the transcript as partial.
UGACACAGUAGUCCUUUCCCACAAGGAGCACCUGCCAGUCACUCAGGUUGUGAUGAGAGACACAGGCCGACCACAUUCAGAAGCGGCUUAUGCGCUGGGGCCUCUGCUCUGCUCCGGGGACAAUUCAUUUUGGAAUUCUGCUUCCUUCAAGACCGAGACCUCAUACCUUCACUUCCCUACGUUCCGUGGAGAGCUCAGUGCUGACGUGUCUUUCUUUUUUAAGACGACAGCGCCUUCUGGGGUGUUUGUAGAGAACCUGGGGAUCACAGACUUCAUCAGGCUAGAGCUACAUGCUCCUGCAGAAGUGACCUUUUCCUUCGAUGUGGGGAACGGGCGAUGUGAGGUCACGGUGCGGUCUCCCACUCCCUUUAACGACAACCGGUGGCACCACGUGAGGGCUGAGAGGAACGUGAAGGAGGCAACCCUUCAAGUGGACCAGCUCCCCAGCAAGACGCGAGCCGCACCCACGGACGGCCAUGCCCGCCUGCAGCUCAACAGCCAGCUCUUCGUGGGCGGGACGGCCACCAGACAGAGAGGCUUCCUGGGGUGCAUUCGGUCGCUGCGGUUGAACGGGCUGGCCCUGGACCUGGAAGAAAGGGCCACGAUGACGCCAGGCGUGGACCCCGGCUGCCUGGGACACUGCAGCAGCUACGGACACCUGUGCCGCAAUGGAGGGAGAUGUAGGGAGAGACCCAGGGGCAUCGUCUGCGACUGCGCCGUCUCUGCGUAUGACGGGCCAUUCUGCGAGAGCGAGAUUUCUGCGUAUUUUGGAACUGGCUCGUCCGUUAUCUACGACUUUCAGGAACAUUCUAACUACACCGCCAGCAAGAACUCAAGCUCCUUUGCAGCUUUACUUCAUGAGGGUCUGACGCUGGCUGGAGAAGUGGCCACACUGAGCUUCCGGACCACAGGGACACCCAGCUUACUCCUCUAUGUGAGCUCCUUCUACGAGGAGUACCUGUCCGUGAUCCUCGCCCCCAAUGGAAGUUUGCAGAUCAGGUAUAAGCUGGACAGGCACCAAGAACCUGAUGUUUUUAACUUUGGUUUUAAAAACUUCGCUGAUGGGCAGCUUCACCAGGUGACGAUUCACAGAGAAGCGGCGGUGGUCGCUGUAGAGGUUAACCAGAAUGCAAGGAGACAAGUUGUCCUGUCAUCAGGGACAGAAUUCAAUGCUGUCAAAUCCCUUAUGUUGGGGACAAUUUUAG